UAGAGAACGACGAUGUGAUGUGGGAAGUGUGGCGCGAGCUAACGAGCCACAAAAAAGCACAGCUGCGACCUAGCGGAGGAGGAAAUAAUAUUGCUCCUGUCGGGCAGCAGCAGUUUUUGGGUCAAGAGAGUAAAGACUGCCACUCCUUUUUCGAGACCACGACGACCACGACGCAAGGAGUGAACUCGAAUUGCAGAGGACUUCAAAAGCCACAACAGCUGGUACAACAAAAUGAAACUAGUGC
Messenger RNA from Amoebophrya sp. A25, 244 nucleotides. The record is from the annotation of a GenBank genome assembly. NCBI's taxonomy places the organism in Eukaryota, Dinophyceae, Syndiniales, Amoebophryaceae.